Messenger RNA from Xyrauchen texanus (razorback sucker), 387 nucleotides. RefSeq names its product histone H2A. The record is from RefSeq and is a predicted model, not a curated record. Gene Ontology annotation, molecular function: structural constituent of chromatin; protein heterodimerization activity; DNA binding. Gene Ontology annotation, cellular component: nucleosome. Bases 1 to 387 code for a protein of 128 amino acids. The transcript has a single exon. Lineage: Eukaryota; Metazoa; Chordata; Actinopteri; Cypriniformes; Catostomidae.
AUGAGCGGCAGAGGUAAAACCGGCGGUAAAGCGAGAGCGAAGGCUAAGACUCGCUCAUCCAGGGCGGGACUGCAGUUCCCCGUCGGUCGUGUGCACAGACUGCUCCGCAAAGGAAACUACGCUGAGCGCGUCGGCGCCGGUGCUCCGGUGUAUCUGGCCGCUGUGCUCGAGUAUCUCACCGCUGAGAUCCUGGAGUUGGCCGGAAACGCCGCUCGGGACAACAAGAAGACCCGUAUCAUUCCCCGUCACCUGCAGCUGGCAGUGCGGAACGACGAGGAGUUGAACAAACUCUUGGGUGGAGUGACCAUCGCUCAGGGUGGGGUGCUGCCCAACAUCCAGGCUGUGCUGCUGCCCAAGAAGACCGAGAAACCCGUGAAGACCAAGUAA